Kockovaella imperatae is the source of this 888-nucleotide messenger RNA. RefSeq lists its product as hypothetical. The transcript is spliced from 6 exons. Bases 1 to 888 code for a protein of 295 amino acids. Gene Ontology annotation, molecular function: protein binding. Lineage: Eukaryota; Fungi; Basidiomycota; Tremellomycetes; Tremellales; Cuniculitremaceae. The record is from RefSeq and is a predicted model, not a curated record.
AUGCUCAACGACUUUUCGACUGGUCACGUCCUAUCUCAUCCUCUGUUCUUGGUCACCUUCGCUCUAGCUUUCCCAGCAUGGAUCAUCGCCUUUGCCGGUCAAAUCGCAGCCGAGGCUCAGUUUGACUCUUCAAUAAGGGGCAAUAGCGAGCCCGUCUGUAAAUACCUUUGGUACAGCAUUUGGAUUCAACUAGCUGUCACGAUUCAUCUUUUCCUCGCUAUCUGUACCGAUCAGCUUGCCAUCCAUCGCUUUCAGAUCGCAGUCUUCGCAGCGAUUGCUGAAGUUUUCUCCAUAUACGGUGCUAAUUUCCUCUUCGACUCGGCGGGCUCUCUGAUCUCAGUCGGCGUCGGCUGGCUCCUCAUCGCCAUCGUUGAUCUAAUCUGGAUACUUUACCUCACCUCAGAGGAAGGGACACUUUUCCACAAUCUUCUCAGUUUUGGGGGCAGGGGCGGAGCAUCCGUCGGGCCGCGACACAGCGUUCGAACACCCAAAGGUGUAGCGAAUUACGAGGCAGAUAGCGGUCUGGGCGCCGGUGUGGCCAGUAGUGGCAACGGAAACAUCACUGGACAGAACGGUGGCGCGUAUGCUUCGGUGCCUGCGGCCAACACUGCCAUUCCAUAUGGUUCUGCUGGACCUGAACAUGGAGCGCCCCAAUUCGGACAAGUCGGCGAUCUUAGCGGUCAACCUACAGACACCGUGCAGCAUCCGACGGUCCAGCGAGCAAAAGCGAUGUAUGCAUACAACGCUAAUCCGGAUGAUCCAAACGAAGUCUCAUUUGCCAAAGGCGAUCUUCUCGAAGUCAUUGACAACACCGGCAAGUGGUUCCAAGUCCGCACACCGAGUGGACAGACUGGAAUCGCCCCGUCCAACUAUCUCACGAUGCUAUGA